AUGAAGAUAGAAAAAAAUAUCCUGUGUUAAAGAUUAUAUUGUCUGAAGUUGUUCAUCUCACUAUCGAUCCAAGCAAUUUACUGAUAUUUCCUAUUCUGAUAAAUAUGACAGCUGUCGCAAUUGAAAUUUCUCAAAUUGAAUCUGAUAACAUCAUUUUAACUGUAGAAACAAAAGAUUAUGUAGAUCAAGAUUAUAUAACUCAAAAAUUAGAAUAUUACCACUUGAAGUCUGCUCAACACCUUGCUCCAACUACCUCUUCUGUUAAAGCAGGAUCUGUUCUCUUCAUCAGUAUCAAUUUGAAAACACUAGCUAAUCUUUCUUGGCUAAAUGAAACUCCAAUUAAUAAAUCAAACAAUAAACCUACAUUUCUGAAUCAAGUUUCAACUAAUAAACUGAACACUAUAACUAUGCUCCUUAAUGAAAUUUCAACUGAUAAAUUAGGUACUGAAGUCAUAAUUCAAAAUGAAUCUCUAACUAAUGAAUCAAGUGCUGAAACUGCAACCCAAAAUGAACCUCUAAAUGAAGAAUCAUGUACUGAAACUACAACCUGA
Molecule: messenger RNA, 551 nt
Organism: Scutellospora calospora
Lineage: Eukaryota; Fungi; Glomeromycota; Glomeromycetes; Diversisporales; Gigasporaceae
Source: the annotation of a GenBank genome assembly